Acanthamoeba castellanii str. Neff is the source of this 2760-nucleotide messenger RNA. RefSeq names its product ATPdependent DNA helicase, RecQ subfamily protein. Gene Ontology annotation, molecular function: nucleic acid binding; ATP binding; four-way junction helicase activity. The transcript is spliced from 17 exons. Gene Ontology annotation, biological process: double-strand break repair via homologous recombination. Lineage: Eukaryota; Discosea; Longamoebia; Acanthamoebidae. The record is from RefSeq and is a predicted model, not a curated record. The coding region runs from base 1 to 2760 and encodes 919 amino acids. Gene Ontology annotation, cellular component: cytoplasm; nucleus; chromosome.
AUGGUGAGGGAUUUGGAUCGGACCGCGCACAAGGCCGCGCCUCGUACAGCGAAGCGGCUGCACAAGCCCAAGCGGGUGUCGGUCGAUGACAUGGACGUCGUCGCUGAAACGGCGGCGCCUAAGGUGGACCCAGAGGAACCGCCUCGACCCACCAAAAGGGUGGCCAAGCGAGCUCGGGCCAUGCACGAUGAUGAUAGCGAGGAGUUUGUGCCCGCGAGUGGCGGCAAAGGGGGAAUGCGUGGUAAGAGGAAGGGCCGCAGCGACGACGAAAGCGACGUGCAGGAGAAGUGUGGAGGGAGGCCGACAGUGACGACGAUGACGAUGCACCUCGCCGGAAGCAAGCGAAGAGGCGACGCAUCGAACCCAGCGAAGACGCUGAGCCAGCACCAGUUGGCGAAGAGGAAGCGAGCGCCUGCCAAAUCCAAGAAAGCCAAGGCGAAGGCGGAGGACGACGGCGACGGCGACAAGCAGCCUGUGAAGAAGACGCGAACGCCAAAGGCUGGCGCGCGCACCAACACCAACGCCAACUACCAGCGGAUCAAUAUCAAGGGCGGCUGGAAGAGUGGGGCUUCGUUCAAGAGUGGUCGCAAAUGGGUCUCUGGGAAGAGAGCCGACUCGCGACAGGGCUACGGCGGCCGGAAGUGGAACGGGGGCGAAGACAAUCCCUUCGACUAUGCUUCGCUCUACGGCAACGAUCAGGCGUUCAACUUUGGCGUCGACUCUGAGGAUGAGUCGUUCCUCACCGCCGUGGAUGAUCUGGUCAAGGACCACGAAGAAAAGAAGGAGCGCGCGGAGAUGUCGGUCGUCGCGCCCGAAGACAUCACGUCGAAGAAGCUGCACGCCAUACUCAAGAAGCACUUUGGCUUCAGCCGGUUCCGCGAGGGGCAGAAGAAGGCCAUCAAGCGCAUCCUCCGCAACAAGUCGACGCUGCUCAUCAUUCCCACGGGCGAGGGCAAGUCGCUGUGCUACCAGUUCGUGUCCUACUUCCGCCCCAACGAGCUGGUGGUCGUGGUGUCGCCGCUGCUCGCCCUGAUGAAGGACCAGGAGAAGAACCUGCCGCCCUUCCUCAAGGACCAGGGCGUCUGCCUCAACAGCUCCAUGAGCCUGUCCGAGCAGAUCGAGGUCAUCGACCGCAUCAAGAAGAACGAGGUCAGGAUCCUCUUCGUCUCCCCCGAGAAGUUCACCAGCGAGAACUUCAUCAAGCUCUGCCAAGGCUUCCCUGCAAUCGCGUUUGUGUGCGUGGACGAGGAGAGUAUUCGUAAGCUGCUCGAGGUGGAGCCCGAGGGCGUGAUCCGCAGUUCGUCUAUCAUCCGUACCAACAUCUGUCCGUCGGUCUCGGUGGCGGGCGAUCGAGAGCGUGCGCUGGUCGAGCUCUUGAGGAGCCCCCGCUUCACCGACUCCAAGUCGAUCGUGGUGUACUGCAUGCUGCAGAAACAGACCGAAGCCGUCGCUGGGUUCCUCAUCGGCGCAGGCUUCGACGCAGCGGCGUACCACGCCGGCAAACACCACGAUGAGCGCACCCGCAUGCAGAACCUCUUCUUCCAGAACAAGCUCCGAAUCAUCGUCGCCACCGUGGCGUUUGGCAUGGGCAUCAACAAGCCGGACAUCGACGCCGUGGUCCAUUUCUCCCUCCCCAAGAGCCUGGAGAACUACGUCCAGGAGAUCGGGCGCGCUGGGCGAGACGGCCGCCAGGCACACAGCCAUCUCUUCCUUGCCGAAGACGAUUUUGUGCGAUUGCGCUCGCUGGCCUUCUCCGACUCGAUCGAUCCCUUCACAAUCGCCUCCCUCUGUAAGAAGGUGUUCGUCAAGCAGGCCAAGGGCAGGCAGCAGCGACGGCAGUCGGAGGAGGAGGAGGAGGAGGCCAAGGACGACGGCUACCUGGUGGGACUCAAGGUGGAGGAGCUGGAGAAGGAGCUCGACGUGCGCCCGGAGGUGAUCAGCACCAUCCUCACCUACCUCGAACUAGAAGGCUACAUCCGGUUGAUCUCGGAGAAGUGUCCAAUAAUCGCCAAGAUCAACUUCUUCGACGCGCCGGGCAAGGUCGCGGCCAACAACAAACUAAUGGCCGCCAUACUCGACCACGCCACGAAGGGCCAGAACGGAGCGUACAUGGUGGACUUAACUGCGGUGUUGAACGAAGACGACGAUCGCCUCCGAGGGGCCACUAUCUACGAUGUACAGAACGAACUGCGUCGACUCAAGAACACUGGCGGCAUGGGCUACGAGCUGCUGGACCCUGCCUUCUUGGCCAGAGUGCUACGCACGCCGGAGGACAUCACUGCGCUGGCGCACCAGGGACACUCUCGCACGCGAGAUCUGGAGCUGUCGCACGUCAGCAAGAUCGAAGCCAUCUAUGAGACGAUGAAGGGCGUAGCGCACGACUACUUACACGAGGUGUGCGCCGCUGACUACAAGGAAAAGACCAACCCUCGAGGGAAGGAUCUGCGCACGCUCACGGCCGAGUAUUUCAACGACGACGCUACGAACGAGGGCUUCAUUUUGCUCGCGGGCGAGAAGCCCAAGGUGAAGGAGGGCGAGCGCCCGAUGGACGUCCUCUCCAAGACGCAGAUCAACUACCUCCGCAGCGACAUCAAAGUGUUUCUCAACCGGCACGGAUCCGAGACGUGCGAAUGGGAAGCGAGUCCGUUCUGGCGCAAACACCGUGAGGUUGACUUCAACUACCUACUCACCGCGGCGAACGAGGAGAUCGUCGUCGCUCACGCCCAAUCGCGACGAACUGCGCACCUGCCGGCAGACUAA